GCAAUGUAGAUGGAUAUAAACUAAAGAAAUAUUGUUAUUAUUGUAUAUACAAAUUGCACCAUUGAGAUUAAUAAACACGGUUUAUUCAUGUCAAUGGAUUGCACUCAUUGCAGUAUCAUUCGCUUUACAUGUGUACAAAACCCAUAAGGAAAAUUUAACCAUAUUUUAAGUGAGAAAGAUAUUGGAUCGUUACCUUUUCUCAUUGUGCAAUUUCAAAAGCUGAGAAGAUUGGACGAAUGCUAAACACAUUUUGUAAAUAUGAAGAAAAAUAUAAAAAUAAACAACACACAAACCGAGUUAAAGUUGUUCAAUGGUACUGAAAUAGAUCGUUAUCUGUGUCACAUCAGGAUUCUAUCAGAGAAAGUGGAACGAGGUUUUGAAGAAGAUAACAGUUUGACGACACGAAAACAAAAUGUCAGAAAUGAUGUUGAUCUAUCAAAGAGUGAUGGCAAGUCAUGUCUUCUUUGUGGUGUGACAUUUUUAACAUUGGAAGAACAGAGAAGUCAUUUCACACUUGAUUGGCACAAGUAUAAUGUAAAGCAGAAAUUACUGCAAAGAGAUCCAGUGAAGGAAGAUGAAUUUGAAGAGAUGAUUUCUGGUGAACUUUCCAGUAUAUCAGGCUCUGAAUCUGAUUCUGCAGAAGAAGUUCUGACUACAGCAAAUCCUGAAACAAUACCUCUGAUGACUCUCAGUUUAUUGCCAAAUCAAAGCGAUUUGAAAUCAGAAGAAAAUUUAGUAAAUAAAUCAAAUCCAAAAGUAUAUUUUGUUAAUCAAAAUGGAACACGUAUGUCUGUUUUUCGAGAAGUUGUGUAUGGAGCAAAGGAGAAGCUCGCGCGUGAAGAUAUUGUGUCCCGAAUUCAAGAUCUCCCACAAGAAAAGACCUGGUUAAUCUUAAUGACUGGUGGUGGCCAUUUUGCCGGAGCUGUCUUUUCCGGGAAUGAUGUGUUGGUUAGUAAGACAUUUCACCGAUAUACCGUAAGAGCUAAGCGAGGAACGGCCCAAGGAAUCAGGGACAAUAAACAAGGCGGACAUGCACCAAGAUCAGCUGGGGCAACCUUGAGACGUUACAACGAAACUGCAUUAGUACAGGAUAUUCAAAAUCUUUUGGAAUCAUGGAGCGAGCAUAUAGAAAAAUGUAGCAGAAUUUUCAUGCGAGUCCCAAAUAAUUACAAAUGGAUUUUCUUCACAGGAAAAAAACCUCCAUUUGAAAAAGAUGAUUUACGUAUAAGAGUUAUUCCUUUCCCAACACGACGAGCGACAUUUAAAGAAUUAGAGAAUGUACAGAAAAAGUUAUCAUCUGUUAUUAUUGAAGAAAAUUACAUAGAAGAAUGUAAAAGUAAAACUGGUGUUGUCAGAGCUGACGAAAACCCCGAGGAUAAAACGAUAGAACAAAAAACGAACAAUUUACAGGAUGAUCAGAGCCAAAUGUUCAAAAGUUUAGAUAAUUUAGCAAAAAAGAAGUCUAAAAGCGAAAAAACGUCGAAAAAAGACAAUCAAGAAACAAACACAGCAGAAAGAACACAGGAAGUUGUACCGACAAUCUGGAUUGAGUUAUACGAGGCAGUGAAUACUGAGAACUCAGGAAAAACGAGAGGGGUUAUAGAAAGACUUAAAGAUGAAGAACUGAAGCACGAAUGUAGCGUGUUGAAAUAUACGGAAAAGUGGAGUGAUGGAACUGAGAAGAGCGAGACAAAUGAGAGUAGUAAUGACGAUGAAGAUAGAUUGAGCAAGUGUGGUUGGGCACAAACCAUGCUUAAUGAGAAGUUUGAGAGUUACGGGGAAACAAUCUUACAUCUUGCAUCACGUCUUGGUCAGCCGGAGAUCGUUAAAAUUUUACUUGAAACUGGAGGGAAUCCAUCAAUUAAAGAUUCCUUGGGUCGUGUUCCAUAUAAUAUCGCCAAAGACAAAGAGACGAGAAAUACAUUUCGUCGUUUUAUGGCCUUGUAUCCUGAUAAAUACGACUACGAUGAAGCCAGGAUUCCAAGUGCUUUGACUGCGGAAAUGGAAGAGAAAGAACGUCAAAAAACGGCCGAGAAAAAGAGAGCUCAAUCAAAAGCAAGAAAACAACGUUUAAAAGAAAAGAAAGUGGAUGAGAAAAUAAAAGAGGACGAAAGAGUAAGAAAAGAAAAAGAGGAAAAUGAAAAGAAAUGGUUUCAAAAUUUAAGCGAAAGAGAAAAGAGAGCGGUAGCAGCCGAAAGAAGACUAGGAAAUAUCUGUUUCAACUGCAGUCGAAGUUUGCAAGGAAUAGUUCCAUUUGAAAGACUAUCCAACAAAUAUUGUAGUACAGAGUGUGUUCAAAAACAUCGCAAGAUCAUGGAAAAUUCUAUGAAUUAAAAAAUUUAUAAAAAUAUACGCUUUUUGGCAGAGUAAUG
Molecule: messenger RNA, 2372 nt
Organism: Dendronephthya gigantea
Lineage: Eukaryota; Metazoa; Cnidaria; Anthozoa; Malacalcyonacea; Nephtheidae
Product: ankyrin repeat and zinc finger domain-containing protein 1-like
Exons: 15
Coding region: 259-2334 (691 amino acids)
Molecular function (GO): protein binding
Source: RefSeq, a predicted model, not a curated record